This is a messenger RNA of Laccaria bicolor S238N-H82, 1650 nucleotides long. RefSeq lists its product as uncharacterized. Bases 1 to 1650 code for a protein of 549 amino acids. NCBI's taxonomy places the organism in Eukaryota, Fungi, Basidiomycota, Agaricomycetes, Agaricales, Hydnangiaceae. The transcript has 9 exons. The record is from RefSeq and is a predicted model, not a curated record.
AUGUGUCAUAGUGGGGGAGAGCAAGGGCAGUUGCCAAGGCAAGUUCAAGUUAACUCGAAAGACAAGUCUUAUCACAGCAAAAAACAAGACAAUGACACUGAGGCUACUUCUGGCUCUGAUUCUACAAAGUCCUCGACCUCUAACGACGACAAUUCUGACAAUUCUACAAGCUCAUCGGAGGAUUCGCUUGAAGGUGUACCAGAAAUCGAUCUAACGAAGAUCUUUGGCACUGAGCGCCCUCAUAUCAUUGGAGAUGAAGAAUCAUCCUUCCUGGAUGAUGGUACACUCUUCGACCUCGACGACCAGGAUGUUGAAAUGGCAUCACGCCAUUCUCAACCUUCUUCUGCUGCAGGUGACUUACCUCCUCCAUUGACUGACUCUGAUGGACUCUCUGGGGCUGAUAAGCUAGCUGAAGAUGAAGAUGAUGAGUUAUAUCACCUCAAGCUGAUGAUGGACAAGCAAAAGAAAAAGAGCCAAGGGAAAGGAAAUGCGAAGAAGAGCAGGCGACAGGCCAGGGAGGAGGACGGUGAAGAUGCAGAGGCUUCUGAAGUCCCGGAUAUCGAAGUAAAGGCGAAGCCCACUAAGAAAAAGUCAGCUUCCACAGCCUUCGACAUUGUGCCACCGCCACCUGGGGUGAAGGAUGUUCGACUCAAUGACCAGCAUGACACUGUGCAGGCAAUCAUUUGGGCUGAGAUUGCUCAAGCGACGAAGGACGUCUUCCUGCGGGACUCGUGGGUUAAAGCUAAUGAGCGAAUGACUUAUCGCACGAACCUCAUCAAGGACGCUUGCGACAAGGUGAAGAAGCAGUACCCUGGUGCUAAAGAGGUCCGAAAACAUGUGAAGGAUGACGAGAAAUAUGCCAAAGAGCUCAGCAAGCUGGUAAGUCGGUCAUACUCUUUGACUUCCAUACUCACCGAUACAAUGUCAGAUGCUCAAUCGCCUUUCGAACGUUCAUUCUCUCUAGUCAAGGUAGCAGGUGCUCAUCAACUCCCCGUCUUCAAACUUGGAAAGGAUCCGGAAUGUCUCGCACACGUCAAAUCCCUUACCAAGGAACGUCUCUACAUUUUCCCUGGCACAUGGGGUGGAGAAGAUAACAACAUAAGGACCUGCUCCCCUUUGAAACACUCGAUGGCAAUGUCUAACACCAUGUGUUUAGACAUGGGUUCCAAAGGCAGACAGCGCAUAUCGAACGAGGCCAUCUCUGAUGGUCUGAAGGAGAGUUUUUUUGCGAAUCCUCGGGCCAUUGGCUUUCAGUAUCUCUCUGAUUAUGUCUCCAGCCUCGAGGGCCACAUGGAGAAAGAGUUGCCCAUUUCCAUGAUUGCUCUCUACGCUACUGGUACUGGAGUUUACUGUCAAGCAAGUUUGAGGGAAAUGUCUUUCAAUUGGUCUAUCGCCAUCAUUGCGGCGUGCUGGAGCAGUGGAAGAAGAACAAACCUCAACGUGUCAAAGCUGUAUGACAGCGUCGUUUGGUUUUCCCUUAUGCUAGUGAUCCGUGCCAGAACCAAGGCUAGAUAUCAGCUCUUGGAGAAAGCUCUUCAAGUUGGCCCUGGCACGACGUUCAAAUUACGCACUUGGUUACCAUCAAAGAUCAUUCCCGUACACACACUUGUUCUAGCCUAUCUCGUCGUACUGACAUAUCUACAAGCGUAA